Molecule: messenger RNA, 1150 nt
Organism: Tilletiaria anomala UBC 951
Lineage: Eukaryota; Fungi; Basidiomycota; Exobasidiomycetes; Georgefischeriales; Tilletiariaceae
Product: cytochrome c and c1 heme-lyase
Exons: 1
Coding region: 154-1074 (306 amino acids)
Biological process (GO): cytochrome c-heme linkage
Cellular component (GO): mitochondrion
Molecular function (GO): holocytochrome-c synthase activity
Source: RefSeq, a predicted model, not a curated record
CUUGUGAACAUACGGCAUUGGCAACGCGCCAAGUCUUCCAUUGCGCUCAGCCUUGUGUGGCAGGGCAGCUUGAACUCACAACUUGCGGCGAAGAAGCCCCACCGAGAUACACACAUCCACCUGCAGCACCGCCGAAAUCCUAUUCCAAGCAAGAUGACCUCAACCGAUGGCAAUGCAUGUCCGGUGGACCACGAUACACGGCAGGUCUGGCUACAGCAGCAGUCUUCCUCCUCUUCAGUACCGUCACCCUCGGCAUCUACGCCGUCGAAGGCUCCGUUAUCCCUAUCCAAUAACUCUGCCGCAGCUUUCAGGCGCCAGCAUGUCUUCAAGGCAAACCCGCGGAACAACGACGCAGCGAGAGCCGAAGCAUACUUUCGCACGCGCUUGAGUCCUACCUCGCUCGCCAGCAUUGAUGCUGCCACUGCACAGAGGCCUUCGCUUUCGCAAGAGCGUGUCAUCUCUUCUAUACCACGGUCACGGACCGAUGACAGUGGCCCCACGCCGGCGGACACAUCCAAUCCGAACGACCACUGGGUUUAUCCUUCGCCCUCCCAAUUCUUCAACGCCCUCCAGCGCAAGAAUCACAACCCGCAAGCAGCAGACAUGACCAUCGUCGUGCCGAUCCACAAUGCCGUGAAUGAGCGCGCAUGGCAGCAGAUUAAUGCGUGGGAGAACCACUUCCACCCAUCCUCCAAGGAAAAGUGCGGUGGCAUCAAGCUGAUCAGCUUCCAAGGGAAGCCAAAGGAGCUGACGUGGAAAGCUUGGGCGAAGACGACUUUCCUCGGAUACAUGGAACCGUUUGAUAGGCACGAUUGGCUGGUGGACAGGUGUGGGCAGGAGGUACGGUAUAUCAUUGAUUUCUACACAGGAAAGAGCGCGGAAAGCAGCCAUCCGCGGGGGGAUAGCGGGCUGGUUGGAGCAGCGUCAUCGACUGCCAGGGCCGGCCCUAGCCUCUCUUUCUACCUCGAUGUACGGCCUGCGCCUGAUAGCAUCGACAACCUGAGGAUGCGUGCAAGUAGAUUAUUCGCUGGUCCACCGCGUCAGCAGGCUGACACGCCGACGUCAGCUGUAUAACCUACAUUGCUCUUCAAGCUUUUUGCAUCACCCUUGAUUUGCACCCUAGCGACACACUCGUAGCUUGCCGCAACAA